AUGAUUGACAGAGCUGAUGGCCAAUAGAAUUUCCGGAAAAUUCCUAUGGCGCUUGCAAUGAAUCUUUAUUAAUGCGGCUCGUCUUAUUCCGGUGCAUAUUUGUCUAUGCGUCUUAAAGGCUGGCUGUAAUACAGACGGGUAGCGCUAUGUUGCAAAAUGGGGGGUUCAAACAGCUUAUUUACCCCUAUUUAGGGUUUUUGCUGUUUUUAGUAGGACUCCAUCAAGCCGAGGGAGCCGCAACAGAAAUGGCAAAUCUAAACUGGAAGCCGUUUGUCUAUGGGGGGAUGGCCUCAAUUGUCGCAGAAUUUGGUACUUUCCCCAUUGAUCUCACAAAAACGCGGCUCCAGGUUCAAGGGCAGACCCAUUGUAUGGAGGUCCGCUAUCGGGGCAUGUUUCACGCCUUGUUCAGGAUUGGCCGGGAAGAGGGCGUCCGUGCAUUAUACUCUGGGAUAUCACCUGCGCUUCUCCGUCAAGCUUCCUAUGGGACGAUUAAGAUCGGCACAUACAACACCCUGAAGAAGCUGUUUGUCAGCCGUCCUGAAGAUGAGACUAUGGUGAUUAAUGUGUUCUGCGGGGUGGUGUCUGGAGUUUUGUCUUCCUCUUUGGCAAAUCCCACUGAUGUGUUAAAGAUUCGGAUGCAGGCUCAAGGCAGUCUGUUACAGGGCAGUAUGAUGUCCAACUUCAUCAAUAUUUACCAGACAGAGGGAACACGAGGCCUGUGGAGGGGUGUCAUUCCUACAGCACAAAGGGCGGCCAUUGUGGUUGGGGUUGAACUACCGGUCUAUGACAUCACCAAAAAGCAUUUGAUUCUUUCAGGCCUCAUGGGAGACACUGUGUUAACACAUUUCAUUUCCAGUUUUGCAUGUGGUCUCGCAGGGGCACUGGCCUCUAACCCAGUGGAUGUGGUGAGGACACGUAUGAUGAAUCAGCGAGUGGUUGCUGGCAACCUUCUGUAUAAAGGCACCCUAGAUGGACUCAUGCAGACCUGGAGAAACGAGGGGUUCUUCGCCCUCUAUAAAGGCUUCUGGCCAAACUGGCUGCGUCUGGGACCCUGGAACAUCAUCUUCUUCAUGACUUUUGAACAGCUGAAGAAGCUUCCAUUGUAGCCGAGAGACUUUGUGAUACUUCGCUGGACUGUGUGUGUGUGUUGGUUCAUCAUCUCUACUUUAUCUUCUAUAUCUAUGUUUAUUUAAGAAUUUAUGUACAUGCUUGAUGUAUUUUAAGAUGCUCCUUUUGCACCUAAAUGCUUCGUUUUCACUCCUGGCAGCUAUUGCUUCUGUCAGCACCAUGUUCAUAAGUCCACAAGUGCUCGGUCAACUAGGAGUCACACUGGUGAAAAUUUGUGGUAAACUGGAAGCCGGAGCAGGUAUAAUAUUUGGAUGCUGGCUUGAAGGGAGCUUGUGCUCUGUUUGUGUAUACUACCUGAUAGUUACUUAGACUCACCUGUAGGUGGAGAUAAAGAGCAAUAGGUAGCGCUAAACUGAAUGCUGUGAAAAUACGGAGAGACUGUUUCACGUUACAAUCGCUAAAAAUAUUUUUGCUAAACGCACUCCGAAUUAAGCAUAAAAGUGCUUAGAUUAUGAGGGUAUUCAUUUGAUAAUGACUUGAAUAGGAACAACUGCUUUAUUCGUAGACUACGGUUGUGAUACGUUUCAAAUCCUACAUACCGUAUGAAUGAAUACCAAAGGAAUAGUAUGGAGGUGUUGUGAGCCUCAAGCAGAACAAAUUUUUGUGUGAAUCGUUCAAAAACUGUUUUUGAGUAAAUUCGAAUAUAUUUCAAUUCGAAAAUGUACGGUUUGAUAAACGUUGCUCAUUAGUGCUCGUAUUUCAUGAAUAUAGAAGUACGUUUGUGACAAACAGGAGUUUUUUAAUAUGCACAGAAUUGAAAGAACUUGAGUCAUUGUACAAGAUAUGUACAAGAUUUUACGAUUUGGUAUCAUCACCAUAAGAAUGCAUGUAUGUUGUCUGUGUUGUUGUAAUAAGCACAUGCAAAAUGUCAAAUAUUUUGGCAGGCGUCAAUUUGUGUAAAUACUGCUACUGUCUGACAGAUUAAAAUAUUAGCAUAUUUUUGUUUGUUUUCAGGUAAUAUUUUUUUGGGAACGGUGUAGCUUUUUAAUAGGGCUGUCAAAAGAUUAAUCGUGAUUA
Messenger RNA from Paramisgurnus dabryanus, 2145 nucleotides. RefSeq names its product solute carrier family 25 member 14 (gene slc25a14). Lineage: Eukaryota; Metazoa; Chordata; Actinopteri; Cypriniformes; Cobitidae. Gene Ontology annotation, biological process: transmembrane transport. The record is from RefSeq and is a predicted model, not a curated record.